UGAGUUAACUGAGUUUGAAUUCUCGAAUCCGGGGGUUUAGGUUUUACUGCCUGGUGGUAUUGGGUGAAAAUGGAUCGGUCGGCGAUAACAGUCGGGCCGGGUAUGGAUAUGCCGAUCAUGCACGGCAGUGAUCGGUACGACUUCGUCCGGGAUAUCGGGUCGGGUAACUUCGGUGUGGCCCGGUUGAUGAGAGAUAAACAGACAAAAGAGCUUGUUGCGGUUAAGUAUAUCGAGCGAGGCGACAAGGUGAUUCUAACACCAACUCAUCUGGCCAUCGUAAUGGAGUAUGCAUCUGGUGGAGAAUUAUUUGAGCGUAUAUGUAACGUAGGACGCUUCAGCGAGGAUGAGGCUCGUUUCUUUUUUCAACAACUUUUAUCUGGAGUCAGCUACAAUCAAAUAUGUCAUAGGGACUUGAAACUGGAAAACACACCAUUGGACGGAAGCCCAGCUCCCCGGUUGAAGAUAUGCGACUUUGGAUAUUCCAAGGUAAUCUUCAUACCCUAG
Messenger RNA from Erythranthe guttata (spotted monkey flower), 504 nucleotides. The record is from RefSeq and is a predicted model, not a curated record. NCBI's taxonomy places the organism in Eukaryota, Viridiplantae, Streptophyta, Magnoliopsida, Lamiales, Phrymaceae.